Messenger RNA from Chanos chanos (milkfish), 1825 nucleotides. It is a transcript of the gene slc35b1, whose product is annotated as solute carrier family 35 member B1. Gene Ontology annotation, biological process: UDP-galactose transmembrane transport. Gene Ontology annotation, molecular function: UDP-glucose transmembrane transporter activity; UDP-galactose transmembrane transporter activity. Gene Ontology annotation, cellular component: Golgi membrane; endoplasmic reticulum membrane. Bases 452 to 1441 code for a protein of 329 amino acids. The transcript is spliced from 9 exons. Lineage: Eukaryota; Metazoa; Chordata; Actinopteri; Gonorynchiformes; Chanidae. The record is from RefSeq and is a predicted model, not a curated record.
UUCCGGCUUUUGUUCGUAUGGAAGAGCUUCAACGUGAAAUAUGCUAAAUUAAAGCACCAGGUCAAGAUACUGAUUUAGCCAUGACAUUCUGUUGAUAAAACGAUCUAAAAAGCAGAAUUUUGCGAGUUUUCUCAGUCGCUUUUCCAUACAUUGGACGCGUACAAUGAAGACUGGCUUGGAUGACAGACAAGUAUCACUAUUUAUUCCCCAGUAGAUUGUCCACCUACCAAAAUUAAAUGUUUUAAACGGUAUAGCUUAGAAAGCACAACAGUCAGUAGCUAAGGAAAGACGGAGCGAUUAAUAGCAAGACCAAUAGUAACUGCCUACUGAGGUUAGUCGGGUCACUAUUUCCGGGCUUGUGACAGCUGGGAGAGUGGAUCGGGACGUGGGUUUGAGGGGGCCGGGGAGCGGAGGAGUGUCCGUUUCCAUACCGGGGGUAGUCGACGACAGUAUGGCUGCGGGUAAAGGAACAGGGAAAGCUUCGCUCCUCCAGAAUGAACGGAUUCGAUUCAUUGUCUGUUUCUUAGGAGUCUUCAUCUGUUAUUUCUACUAUGGCAUCUUGCAAGAGACAAUCACACGAGGGGACUAUGGCCAGGGGGAGAAGAAGGAGAAGUUCCGUUACGCCACGACACUCGUCUUCAUCCAGUGCAUCAUUAAUGCCGUCUUUGCCAGAAUCUUGAUCCAGUUCUUUGAGGGCUCUAAGCAGGACCACACUAAGAGCUGGCUCUAUGCACUGUGUUCGCUGUCUUAUCUCGGAGCCAUGGUGUCCAGCAACUCAGCCCUUCAGUACGUCAACUACCCCACACAGGUGUUGGGUAAAUCAUGUAAACCUAUCCCAGUGAUGAUCCUGGGCGUGACGAUCUUAAGGAAAAAAUAUCCAAUGGCAAAGUACCUGUGCGUCCUCCUCAUCGUCAGCGGAGUGGCGCUCUUCCUCUACAAGCCCAACAAGGCCUCGUCCGCCGGCGGCGAUCACGUUUUCGGCUUCGGGGAGAUGCUGCUGCUGCUUUCCCUGACCCUGGAUGGCCUGACGGGCGUGUCCCAGGACCACAUGAGGGCGCGGUUCCAGACGGGAGCCAAUCACAUGAUGCUCAACGUCAACUUGUGGUCCACGCUGGUCCUGGGCCUGUUGGUCUUGUGGACGGGUGAGGUGUGGGAUUUUUUGAGCUUCACUGAUCGUCAUCCUGGAAUCUUUUACAACAUCAUGCUGUUUGGGCUAACCAGUGCACUGGGUCAGACCUUCAUCUUCAUGACGGUGGUAUACUUCGGCCCACUCACCUGCUCCAUCAUCACCACAACGAGGAAGUUCUUCACCAUCCUGGGUUCCGUCCUGCUCUUCGGGAACGUCAUGAGUGGCAUGCAGUGGGUCGGAACAAUACUCGUUUUCCUGGGUCUUGGACUUGAUGCCAAAUUUGGAAAGGUGCCCAAGAAGACGACACACUGAAGCACAAUGAACUGAAAACAAGUUUGUCUGUAUGUGUGUGUGUGUGUGCGCGCGUGAGUGCCGGUGUGAGUGUGUGUGUCUUGGACUAAUGGACAGUACACAGUAUCCAGAACACAUUGCUCAGAUUUUCUGGACCGUUCAGCCUCAACCACUCCCAUCAGUCUCCUGUCAUACAGAAAAUGUUUAUCGUUUCACAUAUUUUGUGUUAUAUUUUUACAUCUCUGAAUGUAGGACAUCUCAUAUCUGUCAUUCCUAUGUGUAUUGUAACCAUUGCAAAUGUUUUAUUGGCUUAAUAAUGUGUUAGAACUUGGUUAUGUUGUCUGUCAAACCCAGGUAAAAAAAAAAAAGGGAUUGUGAACUGAUUUGAUAAACAGAAGCUGGGAA